Microplitis mediator is the source of this 1748-nucleotide messenger RNA. RefSeq lists its product as uncharacterized. Bases 124 to 1692 code for a protein of 522 amino acids. The record is from RefSeq and is a predicted model, not a curated record. The transcript is spliced from 5 exons. NCBI's taxonomy places the organism in Eukaryota, Metazoa, Arthropoda, Insecta, Hymenoptera, Braconidae.
AAGUGACACGUUUCAUUAACACAAGAUUUCAAUUAAAAUUCCAAUCUAAUUGAUUGAUUACAUAUUUUUAAUACUUACUCCAUUACUUGUAGUAAAUAUUAUUAAUAACAAAAUUAUUGAAAAAUGAAUAAAAAUGAAUUUGUAAUUCCGAUAAUUGCCAGGAGAUCACUGUGCUGUGUAGUAUGUAGUGUAGAUUGCAAUGAUGUUAAAUGUUUAUCAUCCGCUAAAUCAUCUUGGCAUUGGCAAAAAUUAAAAUGCAGAUUGAUGAUUUACUUGCUGAAAGAUGAUUUUAUAAUUGGAUCUCCCAUUCCUAGAAACGAAAAAUCUUUCUAUAUUAUUGUAACAAAUGAGUUUUAUAGAAGCGAGUCUUUAACUGCAACCAUCAAAAAAUUAAAUCUCCAUGCUUCAGAACCACAGCCAGUAACAGCUCGAGCAUACAUCACCUGCAUAAGAUACACUGUUAAUUUUUACUUAUCACCAGAAUGGAAUAAAGUUUCAACACUUUACUUUGAAGGUGAUGAUUUUUGGAAGAAAACUGAACAUUGCACAGCUGUACAGGCUGAUAUUAAUUUAAUUACUCCCGAAGGAUCAGAUAUUGAUAAAAUUUGUGUUGUAGUAAAUCCUAUGAAAGCUAAAUUAUUCCCAUUGAGACUUUUUGAUCUUUGUAUUCCUCAUUCAGUUAUAUCAGAUUUUAUGGCUGAUCCAAAUGGAAUUAUUGACGUAACUCUUUUUGGUAACAGCAGAGUUCCUGUAUUGCCAAGUAUGAAGCUUGGAAAAGUUCUCAGAGUAUUGAAAAAUAUUCCAUUGUCAUGUCCGUACAGUAAUUGGAUUGAGAUGAGACGUUUUUGGAAAAAUAUGUAUGGAUACAGAUUACCAAAAACAGCUGAUGGAAUUAUAUUUUAUGACAUUCAGUUUCCAUCACUUAAACCGAAUGAUCGGUUUGUUUAUCCUGAUAUUUGUGUAAGAGAUGGUAUAGAUCAGACUCCUCUGCGCGAAGAUACUGAAGCGAUAGUUCAGAGAUUCAUGAUUAAUUUAAGACAGACUAUUCCUAAAAUUUGUGUUGAAACGGCUGAUAAAUUUAGUGAUCAAAGUUCAACUCAAGUCCAAAAAGUUAUUAACGCUUCAGUGGAAAUAAAAACUCCAGUUAACCAGCCGGAAUCUAAAAAUUUGAUAGGAUCUAGUAAACUUUCUGUUCCAACUUUGUUAAAAAACUUCAAUAUACCAUCAACUUCAACGGCUGGUAUAGAAUCGGGUUCUGAUAUUAUGUACCAAGUACCCGAAUCAGUAAAAAUAGAAAGCAACAGACAACUGACGACUUCAAUGUCUCCAACAAAAAGCCUUCUUGGUAAAAGACUUGGCACGCAAACAUUAAAUUCAGAUAAUUUUAAUAAAAUUAAACAAAUUCAUCAACCACAAAAUCCGCACAAAAAACCUCACAUUAACAUUUUUAAAAAUGCUUCAAAAUUUUUUGCUAAUGAUUCAACAGAAUCACCACCACCACAAGCUUCAAGUAUUUUUUCACCUUUUGUACAUCCAAAAAACUUAAGAAAUUCUAUAACUGUUACUCGCAAUAAAAUUUCAUCAAAUGCUAAUCAAGUAACAAAAGUUUCCAUUGAAAAUUUUACAGAUAAAAAACCGAAAAUAAAAGAUGAAGAAAAUAUUAUUCCGCCAAUGAAAAUUAGAAAAAAAUAAUUUCCGUAUUUUAUUAAUAAAUAAAUUAUUUAGGUUAUAAAUAAAUACAUGGAAAU